This is a messenger RNA of Helobdella robusta, 1161 nucleotides long. RefSeq lists its product as hypothetical. Gene Ontology annotation, molecular function: alpha-L-fucosidase activity. Gene Ontology annotation, biological process: fucose metabolic process; glycoside catabolic process. The transcript has 11 exons. The coding region runs from base 1 to 1161 and encodes 386 amino acids. Lineage: Eukaryota; Metazoa; Annelida; Clitellata; Rhynchobdellida; Glossiphoniidae. The record is from RefSeq and is a predicted model, not a curated record. Gene Ontology annotation, cellular component: lysosome.
AUGGGAGUCCAUAGAUUCACGACCACUGCUUGCCUAUCUGAAUGGUUUUGGUAUUAUUGGAACAAUAACAAUACAGAUGCCGUUGAACUCAUGAAAAAGAAUUACCCACCCAACUUUACAUAUGCUGAUUUUGGUUCUCAGUUCAAAGCUGAGUUUUAUGAUACCGACCUGCUUGCUGACAUUUUUAAGGACGCUGGAGCAAAAUAUGUAGUUCUGACCAGCAAGCAUCAUGAGGGCUACACAAAUUGGCCUUCCAAUUAUUCUUGGAACUGGAACUCGAUGGAUGUUUGUCCCAAAAAAGAUUUAGUUGAACUUGCUAAUUCCAUUAGAAAAAGAACUGACCUUAAAUUUGGAUUGUAUCAUUCUUUAUUUGAAUGGUACCACUCUUUAUAUUUAAACGACAAAGGCAACCAGUUCAAAACGAACUUAUUCACAAUGAGUAAAACCUUGCCUGAAUUAUACGAGAUAGUGAACACGUAUAAGCCGGACGUUGUUUGGUCGGAUGGAGAUCAAGAAGCUUCCUAUCAGUAUUGGAAUAGUACCGAAUUUCUUGCAUGGCUUUAUAAUAACAGUCCAGUCAAAGAUACCGUAGUUGUUAACGACAAAUGGGGAAAAGAUAUGAUGUGCAAGCAUGGGGGAUUUUACACAUGUAACGAUCGUUACAAUCCAGGAAUUCUGCAAAAGCAUAAAUGGGAAAAUUGCGUGACAUUGGAUCUUGAUUCAUGGGGCUACAGACGAGUUGCCCAGUUCAGCGACAUCAUUCCAAUAGAAAGUUCAAUUGCUGAGGUAGCAUCAACUAUUAGUUGUGGUGGAAAUAUAUUGAUCAACGCUGGAAUUCGAUCAGAUGGACGAAUCGAUCCCAUCUUUGAGGAGAGGUUGAGGCAACUGGGUACGUGGUUGAAAGUUAAUGAGGAGGCAGUUUAUUCGUCAGUCCCUUGGAAGUGUCAAAACGACACCAUCAGCAAGAACAUAUGGUACACCUCUAAACAAUCUGAUUCCGAAAAAGUGGUUUAUGUCUUUGUGUUGAACUGGCCAGCACAAAAUAUUUUGACGUUAGGAGCUCCACAGCCAUCUUCAGCCACCAAGAUGAGUCUUGGGUCCGUUCUGAACUGCAUAAGUGAUGAAGAAGUAAUCGUAGAAAAAACAUGUUCAUUCAUAUAA